Molecule: messenger RNA, 2457 nt
Organism: Pieris macdunnoughi
Lineage: Eukaryota; Metazoa; Arthropoda; Insecta; Lepidoptera; Pieridae
Source: the annotation of a GenBank genome assembly
AUGCCGAAGAGUGAUAAGCUUUCGGAAUCUACAGAUCUAGCUGUAGAUAUACAACUCGUAUUAUUAGAACAAAAACGGAAUACAAUAUUCAUUUGUUUACAAGAGGUAUUUGACCUAUCUAAAGAUGCGGAUUGUGACCCUUUGAUGAGGGAAAACUUUCUCGACGCGAGUAGUAAUAUUGAAACGUUACGCUCAGACUUUAUUAAAAUCUUAGAUGAUUAUAAUAAUCGCUUGUUAUCUUUAAAUCCUAAGGCGACUCCGGAAUUUAAAAGUUUAAUUGCAUUCGAGCGGCUUUACGGCCGCGUCAAGCGCUUAGUUUCACUGUACAGCUGUAGUGCUAAUAAAACUGAUAAGGAUACGCCGCGGAGACUUAAGCCCUAUUUGCCUCCUAUCGAGUUGGUAUCCUUUGACGGGGAUAUUAGGUCUUGGCCUUUAUUCUAUAAUAACUUUAAGACUACCAUACAUGAAAAUGAAUCACUUACGGACGGUGAAAAGAUAUAUUACCUAUUAGGAAAACUAACAGGCAAAGCAAAAUCGGCUUGCGCCGGGUUUACACCUUGCGCCGAAAAUUAUGAAAUAAUUUAUAAAACACUUAUUGAUAAAUUUGAAGACAAGCGUUAUCUCGCAACCUCGUAUUUAGAUCAAAUUUACGAUAUUAAGGCGAUGUCUAUCGCAAACGCAAAUAACCUUGAGCAAUUUUUAGAAACAUUUUCUUCUUCAGUUGCCGCUCUUGAGCAUUUAAAGCUAAAUAACCUAGCCGAUUUCAUAUUUAUGUAUAUGGCUUUAAAAAAAAUAGAUACUGAAACAGUUCGUUUAUUCGAACUGUAUAAACGCAGUUCCGAUAUACCAACAUGUAAAGAGUUUAUAAGUUUUAUUCGCGAACACCUAAAAAUAUUACAACGCACUUCAGGUAAAUAUGAUGCUAAGAAAACUUUGGAACGUAAAUAUGAUACGACAAGCAAAAUUUCAAAACCAACGCAUACAUACCUAAAUACGGCGACUGCACCUACGCAGCCGGUGUGUUCCCUAUGUAAUACGCGACACGAACAUUUGUAUACAUGCUCAACUUUUCAUAACAUGACCGCUAACGAUCGUUUUAAAUUUGUUAAGGCGAAUAAUCUGUGCGUGAACUGCUUAGGGAAGCACCGAUUAACUGCCUGUAACUCUUCUUCACGCUGCCGCCGGUGUAAUAAUUUACAUCACACCAUGCUACACUUUGAUAACAAUAACAGUGCCGCAGCCACGGGCACCACGUCUGGUGACAGUACUUCACGCACUUUACCUGCUGCCACGCUGCGCAAUGCCGCUUCCACUGUGCGCCUUGCCACUGCCAGCACUUCGGUUGACAGUAGUACCGCUAAUAAAGGGCGAACUUCGGUGAUACCCACGCAACCCCAUGACGUCACAUUGUGUUCCUUAUCUAAUUGUAAUGCUUCCCGCACACCUACUACGGUGUUACUCGCUACCGCACGCGUUGUUGUUUUCGAUACGCAAGGUAGGGAACAUAAUGUUCGCGCUUUAUUGGACAGUGCCUCGCAAAGUAAUUUCGCCAGUCGCAGCUUAUGCCAGCGGUUGGGUUUAGAGACAAACCAGAAACCCUCAUGUUCAGUGGUUAAAGGGAUUGGAGGCACUACUAAGCCAAUUCUAAGUUCGGUUUCGGUGAAAUUCUUUUCCCGCUUUGAUCUCAGUGUGUGUUUUAGCAUGGACUCGCUCGUAGUCGACAAGGUCACGGAGCGCUUGCCCACUGUGUCUGUGGACAUUUCGUCGUUGAUCAAUUUUAAUAAUUUACCUUUAGCUGACGAUACCUACGCUGCCCCUGGAGAUAUUGAUUUAUUGAUUGGAGCAUCAAUCUUUCCUCACCUUCUCUUAUCUCGUAAAGUUCAAGGUCAGUCUGAUUGUCUCUCACCGCUCGCUUUAGAGACCGUGUUAGGUUAUGUUAUUGUUGGCUCUGCUCCUGCUCUAGUUGAUGAUCACGCGUCUGUCUCAUAUUGUUGUGCUACAGACCCGCUUGACGCUGCUGUACGUAAAUUCUGGCAGAUAGAAGAAGUAAGCGUCCCGCAACUAUUGAGUCCAGAUGAUAAGGCGUGUGAAGAUAUCUAUAGCAGCACGACUACCCGUAAUACGGAUGGUCGAUACAUGGUCGCGCUUCCAUUUAAAGGGGAUGUAUUUUCAUUAGGUGAUUCGUUUAAGAAAUCUAAAAAUCGCUUUCUUUGUUUAGAACGUAAAAUGCAGGCAUCACCUAAAUUAAAGGAGGCGUAUGAUAACGUGAUUAGUGAAUAUUUAAAUAAGGGUUAUAUUUCUCCCGCUCCUCUAGACACUGAAGAAACUCGGAAUUUACCCUCAUAUACAAUACCUCACCAUGGUAUAAUAAGAGAAGAUAAACUUACUUCUAAAUUACGCAUCGUCCUGGACGGUUCCAACGCAUUCUGUAUCGCUUUUCGCCGCAAGAACCCUUGA